Anopheles stephensi (Asian malaria mosquito) is the source of this 1726-nucleotide messenger RNA. RefSeq names its product tRNA (guanine(10)-N2)-methyltransferase homolog. Gene Ontology annotation, molecular function: nucleic acid binding. Gene Ontology annotation, cellular component: cytoplasm. The record is from RefSeq and is a predicted model, not a curated record. Lineage: Eukaryota; Metazoa; Arthropoda; Insecta; Diptera; Culicidae. Bases 33 to 1583 code for a protein of 516 amino acids. The transcript has 4 exons. Gene Ontology annotation, biological process: methylation.
AGAGCGGUUUGUUAUUGUUUACGUUUUGCGCGAUGAGAAACGUCAGUCAGUUGCCGUGGAAUCGGAACGCAUGUGGCUGUUCGUGCAGCGCUACUAGAUCUCGGUACGGAAAGAUGACGGGCGGUACGAUGAAGAAAUAUGUGCUUUGGUUCGCCCAGGAGCACGUAGACUUCCGGCAGGCGGAAAUCGCUUCCCUGCUGCGGCUGUGGAACAUUCCAAUGAGCACGCCGGCCAACCACAACCCGGAGCGACCGUUUUGGGUGGUGGAAAUGCAGAACGACGAGGCAGCCCGCAAGCUCGCGUCCCGUUCCAUGUCGCUGCGCUGCAUAUUCGAGCUGUGGGCACAUUCCGGCCAGGGUUUGGCGCACUUUCACGAGACACUGCGUGCGCACAUCGAAACGCACCGCCCAGCGUUGGCGCCCUAUUUCGGUGCGAACAAUUCGUUCAAGGUAACGGUGGAAACGUUUAACAAGCACUUUAGCCUGAAGGAAAAGGUGGCGAAAAUCGAAACGAUGCAGUACCUGCCGGCAGAAGGGCCCGUUAAUCUGCAAACGCCGGACGUGCACUACUGGUACGUUGAGUUUUGGGGAUUGGACCCGAUGAACGUGCCGGAACGGCCGCACGACGUGCUGUUCGGGCGCUGGGUGGCGGACGGCAAGCGUGACAUGAUCAAUGAAAUAUCGCUGAAAAAUCGAAAGUUCAUCGGAAACACCUCGAUGGAUCCGCAGCUGUCACUGCUGAUGGCGAAUCAGGGGCUGGUGCGUGGCGGUGAUUUGGUGCUGGAUCCGUUUGCCGGCUCCGGUUCGCUGCUGGUUGCUGCGGCCAAGUUUGGUGCGUACGUGAUCGGGGCCGACAUCGAUUACAUGAUCGUGCACGGCAAAUCGAAACCGACGCGCGUGAAUCAGAAGGUCCGGGCGGAGGAUGAAAGCAUCUACGCCAAUCUGCAGCAGUACGGUUGCGGUGGGCUGUUUGUCGAUGUGCUCAUAGCCGACUUUUCGCGCAGCAUUUGGGCAGGCGGCAUGGUCUUUGACAGUAUUAUCACGGAUCCUCCCUACGGCAUACGCGAGGCAACGGAAAGGAUCGAGUUUAAGACGCAGCGAAGAGCGACCGCCAUGACGGAAGAUGCGGUACACUAUCCCUCCACCUCACCGUACCAGCUGUGCCAGAUGUACCAGGAUUUGCUACAAUUUUCCGCCCGAUAUUUGAAGCUCGGUGGGCGGCUCGUUUGUUGGUUCCCGAUGUUGAGGAAGGAUCUUGAAGCGGAUGUGCUUCCCCGCCACAAGUGCCUCCAGCUGGUGGCGAAUUCCGAGCAGCCACUGUCGGGGUACAGCUCCCGGCGAUUGCUAACGUACGAGAAGAUCUCCGACAACGAGUCCGACUUCGAUGCAUUCGAAAUGCCCGACACGGUGGUGGAAAACUUCCGCGAGCGCUACUUCACCCAGCUGGCCGAGGAUAAUGGGACGCGCAAAGAGCGACGGCAGGCGUUGCGUGAGGUGGGUCGAACGGAGGCAAAGAGGCGGGGCAAACGGCAGCAGCCGGACGGAAAGUGGCGGUACACGCAGGACGUGCCGGAAGCAAAGUAGGUUGUUUGGAGGAUAAGGGAAUGGGAAUGGGAGUGAAGAAUGAAAUUGACCUCUAAACGAACGAGCGUUUGUGAGCGUUUGUUUUCCGAACGUUUCUAUUUACUCGAAUGGUGAUAAAGAUUGCAUUACCGAUUCCUCUUUUA